Messenger RNA from Gymnogyps californianus (California condor), 1878 nucleotides. RefSeq names its product ubiquitin associated and SH3 domain containing A (gene UBASH3A). The record is from RefSeq and is a predicted model, not a curated record. NCBI's taxonomy places the organism in Eukaryota, Metazoa, Chordata, Aves, Accipitriformes, Cathartidae. Bases 1 to 1878 code for a protein of 625 amino acids. Gene Ontology annotation, molecular function: protein binding. Gene Ontology annotation, cellular component: cytoplasm. Gene Ontology annotation, biological process: negative regulation of T cell receptor signaling pathway. The transcript has 14 exons.
AUGGCGGUGGCUGAGACACAACUCUAUGCAAAGGUGUCCAACAAGCACAGGACCAAAAGCACCUCUGUACUCCUCGAGUCUCUCCUCGCCAAAGGAUUCCCAGCUUAUAUCGCGCAAAAAGCCUUGGUUGCUACUGGACAAAAGACAAUAGAAGAUGCUGCAAAAUGGUUGCACUCCCACUGCAAUGAUCCCUCUUUGGAUGACCCAAUCCCUCAGGAGUAUGCUCUUUACUUGUGUCCCACCGGCCGGUUGCAUAACCACCUGCAAGAGUUUUGGAAGGAGAGCAAGCGCCAGUGUGGGAAAAACAGAGCCCAUGAGAUUUUUCCACACAUCACUCUCUGCGAUUUCUUCACGUGUGAAGACCAGAAAGUGGAAUUAUUGUAUGACACCUUAAAGCGAGUCUGUGAUAGCUUUUCACAGUGCUUUCCGCCAUCCAUCUCCCUAUCACUACAUUCAUCCACCACCUACCUUGGCUUCUUCAUUGGUGACAGCCAUGCAAAUAUCCUCAAAGAGUUUGCUCUGGCAUUCUCAUCAGAGGCUUCGGCCCUGGCAGAUUGCCAUGUGAAGCCCUGCCUAAAGCAGCUCCACCUUACCUUGGCUCACAAGUUUUAUCCUCACCAUUACAAGACUUUGGAACAAUUGGCCAAAUGCAUUAACCCAGGGGAGACCUGCCAGUGGGUAGCUGCUCUCUACUCACGGGACAUGCGUUUUGUGCAUUACCAGACGCUGAGGGCCCUCUUCCAGUACAAGCCCCAGAACAUCGACGAACUCAUGAUCAACGCCGGGGACUUCAUCUAUGUUGACCCGACGCAGCAGUCCGAUGUGAGCGAAGGCUGGGUGAUCGGGACCUCACAUCGGACUGGCUGCAGGGGUUUUCUUCCUGAAAACUACACUGAGAGGGCCAACGAGUCAGACACAUGGGUUAAGCACAGGGAAUAUGUUUUUGUAACAGCUUCAAGACCCUUCACCCAAACUGAAAAUGAACCUAAUGUAAAGCUGAAUGGAGAAGUCCAUAAUCCUAGUAUGUCAAGGAGCGUAACCAACGUACUUUCUCUUCAGAAUGCCACCCUGCGAAGAGGUGUGCUGGUGAUGCGCCACGGGGAAAGAGUUGAUCAGGUCUUUGGCAAAUCUUGGCUUCAACAGUGCUUCACUGCAGAUGGAAGAUACUACAGAGCCGAUCUGAACUUCCCUUCCACCCUGCCAAAGCGGAAAGACAGCAUGAAGCAUUUUGAGUACGAUCCUCCUUUAUCUUGCUGUGGUGUUUUCCAGUCAAGGCUUAUAGGGGAAGCUCUGCUGGACCAGGAGGUGAUAGUCAGCUACGUGUAUUCGUCACCUGCACUCCGUUGCGUACAGACAGCUCAACACAUACUGCAGGGGCUUAAAUUAGAUCAAAAAGUCAAAAUCAGGGUGGAACCAGGACUGUUUGAAUGGACCAAGUGGGAAGCAAGCAGAGUAAUUCCUAACUUCAUGACUGUGACAGAACUGGCAGAGGCCUGUUACAAAAUAGACACAAGUUACAGGGGUAACUUCCCACUCUCUUCUCUGGUUACAUCGGAAAGUUAUGAAGAAUACGUAAGCAGAAGCUCUGCGGUUAUAAAACAGAUCAUCACUGCCUGCCCCAGCAAAGGUAAAGGUGUCAUCCUCAUUGUGGGCCAUGGCUCUUCCUUGGCAUCUUUCACCCGACCUCUGAUAGGGCUCCCGCCCAGAGACAGCAGUGACUUUGCCCAGGUGGUACGAAAGAUCCCUUCACUGGGCAUGUGUUUCUGCGAAGAGCUAAAAGAGGAGAACAAAUGGCAGAUGGUCAACCCACCAGUGAAGACAUUAACUCAUGGAGCAAAUGCAGCGUUUAACUGGAGAAAUGGUAUCGUGGAAGAUUAA